This is a messenger RNA of Nylanderia fulva, 828 nucleotides long. RefSeq lists its product as uncharacterized. NCBI's taxonomy places the organism in Eukaryota, Metazoa, Arthropoda, Insecta, Hymenoptera, Formicidae. The record is from RefSeq and is a predicted model, not a curated record.
UUUGUUUUCAGAUUCAAAAACAGAAAUAGACGGUGAGCUGUCAAAAUGGAGCUUGACAAGUUGGAGCAAUCUGUAAAGAGUCUAAAUGCGGUGCUCAACAAGUUUCCGAUCGGCGCGAUUACGUUGGACGAUUUUAAACCCGUUGAGGAGAAGAUCCAGACGACCAGGAGGUCUCUAAUGCAUUUAAAUGCCAGGUUAUUAAUGCUCCAAGCAAAGUAUAAACAGUACACAGACCCUGGACGAAGGCGAAAAGAAGAAGACAUCGGGAAUGUACUGCAGAGUGUUAUAAGUAACACACUUAUAAAUGAUAAGGCUAUCAAAUUAUGUCUUCAUAGUACCACUAUUCUUUCAUUGCUCAGUAAUAAAGAAGGUGAUGUCAAAGAUCAAAAAAAACUUUGUACCUGUUUGAAAAAAGUAUUCACUGUCAAUCAGAGUAUUAUGUCCAUUCAAGAAACUAUUAAGAAAGAGUCUCAAGUACAAUUAAAUCUAAAAAUAGAAUGUCAAAAGGCGUUGUUUGAUUAUAAGAGUUUUUUGAAAGAACAGGAGCAGAUACGAAGUGAGAGAUUACAGAAAAUGUAUCCUGAAAUUUUAGAAAAUAAAAACAGAAUGGAAAGAACUUUACGGAAGAUAAAUAUAAUGAAGAAACUUAUUCGAAAUUUUAUAGCAGCAAGCAGUCAUAUCGUAAUAAAACGGCCAAUAUUAUUAAAGAUGAUGGAGAAGCAUAGAGAACUAAUAAAUAUCGAAACAAUACUCAAAAUGUCCCAAAAUGAAGAUGCAGCUGUAUAAUAGAGAGAAAUAUAGAGAAUAAAAGAAAUCUCAAAGAGAAAA